Microcebus murinus (gray mouse lemur) is the source of this 1434-nucleotide messenger RNA. It is a transcript of the gene LRRC73, whose product is annotated as leucine rich repeat containing 73. NCBI's taxonomy places the organism in Eukaryota, Metazoa, Chordata, Mammalia, Primates, Cheirogaleidae. The record is from RefSeq and is a predicted model, not a curated record.
GGACAGCACGGUCCGCCGCCGCCCCAGCGCCGCUCGUCUCAGCCCGGCCGGCGACCUCUAAGCUCCGCACCCCGGGCCCGCCCCGGCGCCUCAGCCUCCGCCCCCAGUCCGUCUGCGACCCCAGCGGGGUCCCAGACCCCGGCCCUUCUUGAGGCCCCGCCAACCUCCGCCCCGGCCCCGGGCCCCCCGGAGGCCCAGCCGUGGGCACGAUGCUGCCCAGCUCCAUCCAGAUUUCGGGAGAACCGCUGUCAGGCGCCGAGGUGCGGGACAUCUGCCGCGGCCUGCGCGACAACGCCGUGCGCCUGCUCUCACUGCGCGGCUGCCGCCUCUGCGACCGCGACUUCGGCCGCAUCUGCCGGGCCCUGGCUGGGGCCACGUCCCUGGCGCAGCUCAACCUUAACCUGGGUGUCGUGUCCAGCCCCAGCCGCAUCAAGCAGUUGGCGGAGGCGCUGCGGACCAACCGCUCCAUCCAGUCCCUCUUCCUGCAUGGGAGCCCCUUGACGGAUGCGGGGCUGGCCUUGCUGAACCCAGCCCUGGCACUCCACCCUGCCCUUGUGGCUCUGGACCUGGGAGACUGCAUGCUGGGUGACGAAGCCAUCAACCUCAUCUGUGGCCUCCUCCCCCCAGAUGGGGCCAAGUCUGGCUUGAAGGAGCUAACACUGAGUGCCAACCCUGGCAUCACCCCUAAGGGCUGGAGCCGCCUUGCCAUUGCUGUGGCCCACAGCUCCCAGGUCCGCGUCCUCAAUCUGGAUUACAACCCCCUAGGUGACCAUGUGGCAGGGAUGCUGGCUGUAGCUGUGGCCUCCAGCCGUACCCUAGAAGUCCUAGACUUGGAGGGCACAGGGCUCACCAACCAGUCAGCUCAGACCCUGCUGGACAUGGUAGAAAAUUAUCCCACAGCCUUGAGGAGCCUGGUGUUGGCUGAGAACAGCAUUAGCCCAGAGCUGCAGCAGCAGAUCUGUGACCUCCUCUCUGAAGGGGAGGAAGAGGAGGAGGUCAUAGGAGGGGCAGGCGACACCCAGGAAUGGGAGAGAGGCCGGGAGCCUGCUGCCCACCAGAGGAGCAGUACCUCCUGGAUGUGCUCCAGCGAUCCCAGCUCUCACAUGGUGCUAAUGACGUCAGGACUAGGGGACAGUCUGUUGGCUGAGACCGAGAUGUGACUCUGCACUUGGACUUCUGCAUAUCAUUACAUUUGUCUGUCUCCAGCACCUCACCCCGGAUAUCAGGGUCAGGCCCUGGGCCUUGGGAGGGAGUGGGGGGCGGGGGUUGCCUGGGGCUCUGGCAGUUCCUGGCAGUGUGAUGGGAAGGAAGCUCUGGAUGCUGUGACUGGGCAACAGCCUUGGGGGGCACUUGAACCCAGGGCACUGCCUCUGGACUUGUUGGCAGCUCUAGCUGCAACCCGCUGGCUCGGAAGAGAUUUUAUGAAUUCCACAA